Molecule: messenger RNA, 945 nt
Organism: Trichoderma virens Gv29-8
Lineage: Eukaryota; Fungi; Ascomycota; Sordariomycetes; Hypocreales; Hypocreaceae
Exons: 1
Source: RefSeq, a predicted model, not a curated record
GAUCUCUUACCAGCAUCCUAUCACUACCAUAAAUCCCAUGGCUAUCGAAAGCGGCGCCACGUCGGAGACCCUUCUGACGAUGUCCCUCAUUUCCUCGCCUCGGAGUUAUCUCUCAAGGGUCUAGAAAGCAUGUUAAAGCACCUCUGGCUCGCAGGCGCCAAGCGACCCCCUGCACAACUGCAUUACCACGCCGCCUUAGGCCGAGAGAUUACCAUCACCGAUCGCAUCGAUCUGCAUCUCAUGUGGAGCGCCAACGGGAGGAUAUUCGUCAAGCCUCUCCCGCGCUUCCUACUGAGCACCUCGUUCUGGAGAGAAUACCUGCUGAGUCCAGAACGUAACGACGAGCGCAGCGUCGCCCUCGGCCUGCUCUACACGUACGCAUGCCUCAUCUCCUCAGAGAGCGACUUUCAAAUCGCCAUCGAAAAACAUCUUCUCCCAAAAAGUCCAAGCCAGAGACAAAUGUCAUGGGAAGCAUGGAAAACGCUCGCCCGAUCUAUCCUACGAAACCAUGAUCCAGGCCAGAUGCACGUCCGAUUUAUACACGGCGAGCUUCGACUCUCUCGCAUCAACACCAUCAACCGCGUCUUCAAUCUCUCACCAUUUGAGGCUUACUUCAACAGCUGGAAUGACUACAGCAGCUUCUUCCGCGACAACCUCCACUGGAUUGCCGCGUCCACAGUCUGGUUGGUCCUCAUACUGACCGCAAUGCAAGUAGGUCUUGCUGCCGAACCUCUUCAGGACAACGCCGAGUUUAAGAGAGCAACAUACAUCUUCACCCUCAUCGCAAUUCUCGGACCAGUCAUCUUUUUUGGCUUGGUUUUGCUGGGGGCUGUUUACCAACUUAUGUCGGAUUUGCCGUGGCUGAUAUGGCAAGCGAUUGACAAGAAAAAGGGCACAGGUGAACACACGCCAGAGACAAGCACGGAUGUAACGGCGCAUGCAUAG